Messenger RNA from Micropterus dolomieu (smallmouth bass), 431 nucleotides. It is a transcript of the gene rbp1.1, whose product is annotated as retinol binding protein 1, cellular, tandem duplicate 1. The record is from RefSeq and is a predicted model, not a curated record. The coding region runs from base 27 to 431 and encodes 134 amino acids. Gene Ontology annotation, biological process: fatty acid transport. Lineage: Eukaryota; Metazoa; Chordata; Actinopteri; Centrarchiformes; Centrarchidae. Gene Ontology annotation, cellular component: cytosol; nucleus. The transcript has 4 exons. Gene Ontology annotation, molecular function: fatty acid binding.
AGGAAAGCAGCAGAGAAACAGCCAGGAUGCCAGCUGAUUUGAACGGAUAUUGGAAAAUGAUUUCCAAUGAUAACUUCGAGGAGUACCUUAAGGCCCUAGAUGUAAAUGUUGCCAUCAGGAAGAUCGCCACCUUGUUGAAGCCUGACAAGGACAUCACUCACGAUGGGGACCACAUAAUCAUCAAAACCCUCAGCACCUUCAAAAACUACAACAUGGACUUCUAUGUGGGCAAAGAGUUUGAGGAGGACCUUAGUGGAGUGGAUGACAGGAAAUGCAUGACCACUAUCACCUGGGAGGGAGACAAGCUGGUGUGUGUGCAGAAGGGGGAGAUCGAAGGAAGAGGGUGGACCCACUGGGUGGACGGAGAUGAGCUUCAUCUGGAGCUGAGAGCUGCAGGAGUUGUUUGCAAGCAGGUCUUCAAGAAGACCUAA